Molecule: messenger RNA, 1848 nt
Organism: Botrytis cinerea B05.10
Lineage: Eukaryota; Fungi; Ascomycota; Leotiomycetes; Helotiales; Sclerotiniaceae
Exons: 1
Coding region: 388-1407 (339 amino acids)
Biological process (GO): pantothenate biosynthetic process
Cellular component (GO): mitochondrion; cytoplasm
Molecular function (GO): NADP binding; 2-dehydropantoate 2-reductase activity
Source: RefSeq, a predicted model, not a curated record
GUCCAUCGCUCUUGGAUCACCAUUUUACUCUCAAUAUCACGACUCACUUGUUAAUUAGAGUUCUUCCUCGUGCCAAUACUAGUGGUGUAGAGAAAGCAAUGCAUACAUAUCCUUCAAAGUUUAUCAGAGACAAGCAGAAAAUAUGGUCACCAUGGAGUACCAACUGUGCAGAUAGCUUAGUCAUCAUACAGAUCAACAACAACAUGAUUUGUCUGUUCUGUGACAACAAAUGGUGAGAGUGAUGCAAUGUUCCCCUCCUACUUCACACAUUGUAAACGCCCAGGUUUCAAAAGAAUCUACAGAUGUACAUUGACUCCCUCUAUACAAUUCACGCGACAGAAAACUAAUUUGCAAACCCAUCAUUCUCAAAAUGCAAAUACCUCGAAAAUGGAUCCUACCAUACACAUCCUGGGUCUUGGAAAUUUGGGAAAGCUCUUUGCGCACUCAUUAGCUACAAAAUCAAAGCCCCCUCCUCUCACGUUGCUACUCCAUCGCCCGAAUCUAUAUGAAAUCACCAAAGUCAAAGGACCCAGGAUUGGGAUUCGUUAUGGUGGCGUUUGGAACUGGGAGGGCCAUUACCGUGCAGAGCUUGUAUCCAUGAAUGAUCUUCCAAGUCCCCCAGAUAUGAAGUAUAUUUCCAAUCUGAUAGUCACGACGAAAUCUCACAAAAUGGCUGAGGCACUUUCGAUGAUCAGACAUCGAUUGACCCAUUUGUCAACUAUAAUCUUCAUACAUAACGGUAUGGGAGUGGUUGAAGAAGUCAACAAGAGAGUCUUCCCAAACCCUAAAGAAAGACCACAUUAUUUAUUUGGUAUAGCAUCCCAUGGCGUUUAUCGAACAGACGACUUCGCAGCGGUCUUUGCUGGCCAUGGUGCCGUCAUUAUUGGAAAUCCAGGAGUUCACAAUGAGAAGACUUCGUAUGGAAGCUAUCUUUUGCAACAAGUCAUUGAUUCUAAACUUCUCGGCGCGAGUGAGGUUCCUUGGGACGAAUUCAAACUCCUUCAAUUGCAAAAGUUGGCUGUAAAUGCAGUGAUAAACCCUCUCACUGCCUUGAACGAUUGUUUGAACGGUAUGAUUGUGGAAUCUUCUAUGGCUGGAAGCGUGGGAAGUGACUUUGACGGUUUGAUAUCCGAAAUAAGUCAAGUCUUUUGUUCACUUCCAGAACUUCAAGGACUUCCAGGCUUGAAAGAAAGGUUUUCAAGAGAAAGUCUGCGAAACGCCAUUCUGAAUGUUGCCUCGGCUACUGCACAAAAUCGAAGUUCUAUGCUUCAAGAUGUUAGUACGGGCAGUGAAACAGAAAUCCAUUACAUCAAUGGAUACAUUGUAAGAAGGGCACAAGAGUUGGGUAUUGAGUGUCCCGUGAACAUGAGGAUGGUCGCAGACGUUCUCGCGGUAGCUGCAAAAUAGAAGGCAAUUCUAGACAUGCACCAUGGAUAUGUACUAGGUAACUUGAGCUCGCAGAAGAAUAUGGAACAUCUGUAUCCUCAAUUGUUAUCAUCGUAUUGGCUGUUUCAUAAUUGCUCGUACACUCUGCAAGACAUGAAGAUUGGAUAUGCACCUUUCGAGACACCAUUAAGCUUCAGCUGAGAGUGCAAGGCUCAAAUCGACUCAAACAGCAAGAGCAAACGGCAAGGCUACCGAGGCUACAACAUAUUCUAGAACAACUCAUCUAUACAAAUUUUCACCAAGGAAUUGCCCAAGAUCGGCUCAUGACUUUCACGAGCUCUCAGCCGUGCACGAGGCUAUACAUGUGAUUUGAGAGUAGAGGGGAAAGGCUGAGCGUUUUUCAAUUCGCGCUGGAAACAAAUCACGGCGCGAACGCGUCGAUCAAUUCUUUUUACUUAAUCA